AUUGCUAGACAGCUGGCUCCAGAUUAUGGAAGCUAUCUAAAAUCAGAUAAAUGCCCGGUUCAAAUAUUAGUCUCUUCUGCCGCAGGCUUAUCCUCCGAUUUGCUGCUGCUUGGCUUGAUCUUUUUGGGUGCGUCUGGGAAGUUUCCUGGUAAAAUGGCGUCUGGGGCAUCUCUCAAAUCACUCAGAUUGGAGACCUUUUCCAAAGCGUACUUGUAGAGUCCCCAAAAUUCCACCUGUCUUUGUCGUACUUGCACUCGUUUUUCUUGAAUCUCUUGGAUUUCUUGGGUCAAUUGUUGAUGAAGUUGAGGGUAAAAUGAAUCUUGAUGCGAUGGUGUAGGUGUACUUUCCUCCGUUGCUGGUCGCACGGUGGUACUGUGGUGCUUCGAAGUGGGUGCGCAUCUCAACACUACCUUGACCAAAUCCACCACUCGAGCAGGCUUCUUCCCGCCGUGCUUUCGUGGAUGGGCCUUCUUUCGUGAUAGUGACACCAGGUGAUUGUGCAAGGCUUGUGAGGUUGUCAUUGUCUUGGCUUUGGCACGAAGGAGAGGAGAUAUCUGCGGAGGGUGUCAACGCUGACUUUUUUGGGGCCGAAUAUACGACGCUGAUUUUGAAGGCUUUUCAAGCAUUCGGCUCUGCUGCGUUAUGUGUUUUUGAUGUUUGAUGGACACGCUCCUUCAUUUUUUGAGGGGUAUCUUUUUCGUGAAGGACCAAGUUGCUGUGUCAAUCGUAAUUUACGUAUAGGAACACCACAACGACUCUCAACAUGUCUCAAGUUCCUCUCAACCCCACCCGAAAUGGCAACACGGAGUAUGCUUCCUAUCAAGCUAUUCCAUCGGCGACACUGGACGAUGGAACGAAUGAGGAUCUUCCGAUUGCCGUAGUGGCUGCGGCACUCGGCCAAGAGAACAAACCCGUCCAGGCCACGGCAAUUCCAGGAUCCAUUCGUCCACCACCUCCUCUUCAAAGAACCAUUGUGGUGGUACGGCAGAAUUCACAGGAAGCUUUCUGGGCUCGUUAUCUUCGUUGGAGAUGCAUGAUUUGGCUGGCACUCGUCUCGGUCGCACUUUUGGGUGGAUCCACCACCAGUUCCACGUCUCGAACCAGCAGCACGGACCGGUACAAUUCAUGGCCCGUCUUGGAGGGGAUACCCGUUCCAGAAAAUAACAAGUUGGUUGCCGAAACCUUUCGACAACACGCCGCAGGUGGCCAUCGCCGUACCAUUACUCUCCCGGAAUGCAUUCACAUGUGUGAUGUACACAGCCCCGACACCAAAUACGGGAUCCACUAUCAGGGCGGCGCCUACCAUGAUGAUCUAUGUCUCUGUUUUGCCGAUCCGACCUUUGAUUGUCUCUGGGAUGAAGUGGCAAUCCUUGCUCGGAAGGAAAACGCUCACACAAACUCCACCAAUGAAAGCGACGCAAGUAUUACUCUAGAAAGCAGCACUUUUUAUAAAAGGUUGGAACAUGGCACUGUGUUUUCCAAAUAUGCCAAACCUCCUUCCUGUGCUGUGAAUCACAUUUGCAAUUCUGCCAGGGAGUUGUGUUGGAACAUUGUCGGUCCCGACAGCAUCUUUAGCGAGGUCUGACGAAGGUGAUUGGCGGGUUGGCCUCUGGCAAAACCCACAUUACGGUGUGCUAACCAUAUGCUGGUCGGGCACAGUGGGAAACAACGAGAACUGAAGCCGGUUACUUUCAUGGCAUCAUGGAUCCAUCCAACUUUCUUAUUGCAAAAACAAGUGCCACCAUUGCACAAAGAUGAAGUCAAAACUUUGAUCAUAGCAGAGCAACCAGCGAAAGCGCUACAAUGAUCUGGCCAAGCAACCAAAAUAGAGAAAUAAUACUACAUGUAGUGAUCAAAGUCACUUUCAUCCGAUUCAUUCAACCUACUUUGGGCA
Seminavis robusta is the source of this 1894-nucleotide messenger RNA. The record is from the annotation of a GenBank genome assembly. NCBI's taxonomy places the organism in Eukaryota, Bacillariophyta, Bacillariophyceae, Naviculales, Naviculaceae.